UCAGAGUAACGUAGUAUUUCUGUUGGUUCUAAAUCUAUGGUAGCCCUAUCCAUGGCAGAACUGCCUGGUUGUAGUGGUCAAAUCGUCCUUGCAAUGGGAGGGUUGGAUAACAAGAUUCACCUUUACUGUGGUGGAAGGACAGGAAAGUUUGUACAUGCGUGUGAACUAAAAGGGCAUACAGAUUGGACCCGGAGUUUGGAUUUCUCACUACCUGUUAGCAUCAAUGGGGAAGUAAACAAUCUUUUUCUGAUGGCAUUACGUAGCUCGACGCCCAACGGGAAUGGGGUAUACAAGAUGGAAGAAACAAGCUUAUCAUCAUAUAUAGAAGGUCCCGUACUUGUGGCUGGUUCGUCCUCAUUUCAAAUAUUCUUAGAAUCUCUUUUAAUUGGACACGAGGAUUGGGUAUAUUCAGUAGCGUGGCAACCCCCUUUGGUUGCAUCCGCGGAAGGAGAUGCCUAUUAUCAACCUCAAAGCAUUUUAUCUCCAUCAAUGGACAAGACUGUGAUGAUCUGGCAGCCUGAAAAAACUUCUGGUGUGUGGAUGAAUAUGGUCACCGUUGGCGAACUAAGCCACUGUGCUCUGGGGUUCUAUGGUGGUCAUUAGAGCCCAAAUGGAGAUUCGAUUUUAGCACAUGGAUAUGGUGGAUCUUUUCAUCUUUGGAAAAAUGUCAGUGAUGACAACUGGCUUACACAAAAGGUUCCCUCUGGUCAUUUUGCAUCAGUGACUGAUAUAGCAUGGGGUAAAUCCGGUGAUUUCAUUAUAUCAGCCAGCCAUGACCAGACAACUAGAAUUUAUGCGCCAUGGAAAGUAGAGGCUCCUCACAAAGAUGGAGAACUUUGGUACGAGAUUUCCCGCCCUCAGGUUCAUGGUCAUGAUAUAAAUUGUAUGACAGUUGUUCAUAGUAAAGGGAAUCAUCGUUUUGUCGGUGGAGCUGAUGAGAAAGUUGCUAGAGUGUGUGAAGCCCUGUUAUCAUUUUUGCAAAAGUCUUGUUAUUCUGAUGAUGACUUGACAAACGUUCAGAUUUUGGGUGCAAAUAUGUCAGCUCUUGUACUAUCACAAAAACCUAUUUAUGUUCAAGCUGUAUAUGAGACCCCUGAUAACAAUGGGAGGAUCACUAUGAUUCAGCAACUUAGAGGAUCACUAAGAGUGGGAGGAUCACUAUGAUUCAGCAACUUAGAGGAUCACUAAGAGUGGGAGGAUCACUAUGAUUCUAAACUAUGAGUGGGAGGAUCACUAUGAUUCAGCAACUUAGAGGA
Vicia villosa (hairy vetch) is the source of this 1256-nucleotide messenger RNA. RefSeq names its product elongator complex protein 2-like. The record is from RefSeq and is a predicted model, not a curated record. Gene Ontology annotation, molecular function: protein binding. Gene Ontology annotation, cellular component: elongator holoenzyme complex. The transcript is spliced from 5 exons. Gene Ontology annotation, biological process: tRNA wobble uridine modification. Lineage: Eukaryota; Viridiplantae; Streptophyta; Magnoliopsida; Fabales; Fabaceae. The coding region runs from base 37 to 603 and encodes 188 amino acids.